Molecule: messenger RNA, 774 nt
Organism: Adineta steineri
Lineage: Eukaryota; Metazoa; Rotifera; Eurotatoria; Adinetida; Adinetidae
Source: the annotation of a GenBank genome assembly
AUGACGUGUUUACCUAACAAUAAUCGAUGUAAAUUAUUAGUCCUGGAUAUUGAUAUCAAUCAAUUAAAUUCUGAUGAUUUACGAAGAUUUUUUAUUCCAUAUGGCCCAAUUGAAUCCGUUGAAAUCUUUCCAAGAUGUUCGGCAGCUAUUAUUUAUUUUGUUAGUUAUCUUAGUGUUGAUCGUCUUGUUAGUUAUCGUACAUAUUUAAUUCAUCAAAAUUAUGUUCGACUUCGUCGUUUUCGAUUGGAUCAAACCAAUUGGAAUAUUGAUUGUCGAACUUUACGUGUUAAAUUUAAUACUACAACUAAUAAUAAAUUAACUGAAUUAUCAUUAGCUCAUUGCUUUAAAGAAUAUCAAUCUUAUAUCGAAAAAAUAACUGUAUAUCCUAAUAAUCAUGGUUUGAUAUUAUUUUCGGAUUAUAAUUAUGUAGAUCAACUUCUUCUUUUACCUGUAAAUGUAUAUCAAAUUAAUAAUAAAACACUUACACUUGAACGAAUGAUACAAAAAAAACGAGAUCCAAUUGUAGGUCGAUUAUUAAAUCAAAACGAAUAUUUAUUAAAACAAUUACGAGAUAAACAAAAUAAUUCACGAGAUGAUAUUGAACAACUCGAAGCUGAAAUAUUUAUAUUAAAAAAUGAAAAUGCACAAUUAAAUCAAAAUAUUAAAACACGUCGUCGAGUACUUGUCGAUAUAUCAAAUAGAUGUUCAAAUGACCAAUAUCAUCGUAAACGAUCACGUAGUAAUAGUAGUGAAAAACCAAUAAAACGCCGUUAA